AGACGCUUGAUCAAUGACACCCGGUGGCUCAUUUUAUGGCCUCAAAUUUUCUACUAUGAACUAACUGUUGUUUCAUCCUAGCUCCCCUCUCAAGUCCUCUUUGGUAAUUUCUGACGACCAAUCUUGCGACUUGCUGCAUCCUUCUCCAAGUCCCACCUGUCACGAUCAUACCAGCCUACUUACAUCUCUUCGCCUUCCGUUACAAUGGGCAAAUCUCAGAAGAAACGCCAGAUGCGCAGGCACAACCCCAUGCGUGUGCCAGACUCGCAUCUGCCUAAGGGCCUCGACUCUGCCUCUGCCUCUUCGUCGAAGCGGGAGGCGAUCCUGCCUAUCAUGCAAAAGGCGUGUUUCAGAAUGGAAAGCCCAGACGCUGCUGAGCGUAAAUGGGCUUGUGUAGCUGUGUCAAAUUUCAUCCAGAAUGACCCAUCUACGCGUCGCUUACUGCAAGGGAAAAACAUUGUCGGCUCUCUAGUUAACAGGCUGUCCGAUUCCGAUGAAGAGGUGGUGGUAGAGGCCGCAGGGUCAUUACGGAACCUCUGCAUUGAUGGUGGUUAUGACAUUUGUGCUGAAAUGUAUAAUAAGCGCAUCCUAUCCCCACUGAAGGCUUUCAUUCCCAAAAUCUCCAGCACUCUGUCGCAGUACCUGGAAAACCCCAAAACGGCGCCAGACAAUGCUCAGAAGCUCGUCUACGAGUUCGCAGACAACAUCAUCACGAUCCUGUGGUGCCUGUCGGAGACUUCGAACAAAGCCCUGGACGCCAUUAAUCAGAUUGGCCUAGUUCCUUUCCUCAUGUCGUUCCUUGGGUCGAAGGACAAGUUGCCGCUUUCUACGAUCACAUCUGCGGCUCAGUGUUUGUACGUCUUUACCGACGAUAACCCGCCGGUCAGUGGUGAAUUACGGUCAAACGGAGAAUACACCGCUUGUCUCUUGGCUAUUGUUCGGGGGAACGAGGAGACAAGAAAGCCCAAUGGAAAGGGCAAGGAUGUCUCGGAUGAUCGAGAGACCACACUUCGCGUCCUGUGUACUGGUAUCUUGAGGAAUGUGGCACCUAUCCCUCCUCCGUCAAUAGCUGCCAUGGUUGACAUUGACACUGAGCUGAUAUUGCCCGCAUUACUGCCGGUGAUAUCUUCGGCAUCCCUGCCUGAGAUAUCACAGCGUGUGCAAGAGCUCAUCGCACAAGAGGAAGCCGUUCCGGAGAUGGAGAAGCUCUCGCUAAAGGGCGCACCCAAGAGCGAUCACAAGAGCCCCGCGGAGCUUGAGCUUGAACUGCUUGAGCGUCGCUUGCGAACCGUGCAGUUAGCUGUUGAAAUCCUCACCGGUGUCUCUGCGACGCUGCCUGACCCUGAACCGGAGGCUGAAGAAGUCGGCGAAGCGCAGGACGUCAUCGUCCUAACCGGAGUCGGACUUCUAGAUGAGAUGGACGAAGAUGGUGACGACGAGGCCGAAAACACUGACGAAGAAGUCGAGAUGGAGACACAGCCUCAGAAGGCUGCUGCGCCGUCGGCGCUCCCGUCCAUUAUCGAGCCUCUGCUCGCGCUAACUCAGCUCACACCGCUGUCGUUCCCUCCCACGGCCGGCGCGGCAUCACCACAUCCCCCGACAACUUCGGCACUGAGCGCCAUUCAUACCUGUGCCCUGGAAUGUCUCAAUAACAUAUUCUUGUCGCUAGCGUCACCUGCGCAACUGCAGACGCGAGGAUUUACAUCGGAUGCGGAUAGAGAGGCAGGCCCGAAGAUCUGGGACGCGGUGUGGCGCGCCCUUAGCGCCGUGGGAACCGACGUCGAGAGUGCAGGUCAGGAGAGGCGGCGGGAUAUGUGGUAUAUUGGUGUCGGUGUCCUGUGGGGCGUUGCCAUCCUCUGGAAGGGUAUCUUGGUGCCACAAGUGGAACAGGCUAACGUUCUGAUACAGCUUUGCGCGGCAGCAUCGGACCCGGCAGUGAAGGUCAAGUGCAUCGGCACGUUGGAAUGUCUCGCACAGCACCCAGAGUCAAUCGAUGGCAAUCGGAUGAUAUCGCAGUUCCUGGUUUCGCUGCUCGGGCAGCCCGCAGCGGUACCCACGGAACCCCUUCUGCAAGCUGCAUCUGCACUAAUCGACAUUUACUCUGACGAAACGGUGCCGUACGACAUCGUCUUCCGCCAAGGCGGUUACCUACGGUCCCUCACGACCGCCGUUGAGCUAGUGCGCAAGGUCGUCCGCGGCAUUGAUCGCAAACGGGAGCGCGAGCUGCGUCGCCGUGGAGAAGAGGUGCGAGAUAACCUCGUGGCGUUUAUCGAGUAUCGUCGUGCGCUGCGUCUCUAGGCGGCCAGGCUCGUCCUGUUGAGCAGGGGCGGUUUUCGUAAACAAGAUGACUGCGUCACUGGGGCGCGGCUGCCUCGGAGGCGACCCUGGCUCGAUCGUAGU
Phanerochaete carnosa HHB-10118-sp is the source of this 2400-nucleotide messenger RNA. RefSeq lists its product as uncharacterized. Gene Ontology annotation, biological process: ribosomal large subunit biogenesis; protein import into nucleus. The record is from RefSeq and is a predicted model, not a curated record. Bases 205 to 2298 code for a protein of 697 amino acids. NCBI's taxonomy places the organism in Eukaryota, Fungi, Basidiomycota, Agaricomycetes, Polyporales, Phanerochaetaceae. The transcript is spliced from 11 exons.